AGGAUGGGAGAAGCGGGACGUUUAUGAUUGGAAACGAAGAGUUCCCGGCUUCUCUUCUGGAUCUUCCUGCUGUUGUUGAGUCUUUAACUUAUGAUGAUUCUGCUUUAGAAACUGCUGACAUUGGCCAGAUGAUCAUGGUUAGGGAGCCAGGUGAUCCCACGCCUAAUACAGUUGAGUACAGACAUGGUCUAACUCCUCCUAUGAAGGAUGCUCGUAAGAGAAGAUUUCGCCGAGAGCCUGACCUUAAUCCGGAGCUUGUACAGCGCGUUGAGAGGGACUUGCUGAACAUCUUGAGUGGCAGAACAAUCGAAAACGGAAAUGAGCAGCAAGAGGAAACAGUUGCGAACGAGAAUGCAAAUAAGAAUGUCUCUUCCUCUUCACCUGCUACACCUGUUGAAAAGCCUGAAGAAGCUGCUGAGACAAGGACUAAUAAUAAUAAUAAUACUCCAGCGGAAGCUGAGCAGGAGAGAAGUGAAUCAGAAGAUUCUGAUGAUUCUAUGUGAAAGGUUAUGUAUGUAGUGAAUGAACAUCGGGAAAGCUUUAGGAUAUGCGUGUAACGUUUGAGAAACGAACCUAGCAAGGAUAGUGUAUGUCAACUGUCAAGAGUUUUGCCGUCAUGUUUACCACUUUUAUCAUUUAUUGGUUCAUAUUCAGAACAUUGUUCCGGUCUGGUCAUAAUAACUUUUAUUAGUUUGUUGGUU
Brassica napus (rape) is the source of this 701-nucleotide messenger RNA. Its product is annotated as transcription initiation factor TFIID subunit 7-like. Gene Ontology annotation, cellular component: transcription factor TFIID complex. The record is from RefSeq and is a predicted model, not a curated record. Gene Ontology annotation, biological process: transcription initiation at RNA polymerase II promoter; RNA polymerase II preinitiation complex assembly. NCBI's taxonomy places the organism in Eukaryota, Viridiplantae, Streptophyta, Magnoliopsida, Brassicales, Brassicaceae. Gene Ontology annotation, molecular function: RNA polymerase II general transcription initiation factor activity.